AUGGAAAAUGGACAUGAUUAAUUUGAUUUGGAUUUCAAUCUUUCAUAUUCCUUGGAUUAAAACAAAGACUUUUACAAAUUACCUAAUUAAAUUUAAUGCGAUUUUCAAGGGUAAAGAGUAAAUUUAAAUGUAAUAACUUUAUAAAUUCAGAUUGAUUCCAAAGUUGAAAAGCUUCCUUAAGAUGUUCAAGAUUCUACUUAUUAAAGUGCAAUUGCAUUAUCUCAAUAUCUCAAAAUUUGGGAUGUGAACCAUUAAUAACAUGAUUAUUUCUAUCCAUUUUAACUUCCUCCAUCUUCCUUUAUUGGAAAUUGCUAAAUCUUUCCUCAUAGACCUGAUUUAUUAUAGGUUAAUUAUCUCAAUUAAUAUUAGAAUGAAUUCCAUUAAGUUUAAGAUCUAAAUAAUACAUAAAUAUCUUAAAUUUUUUAAUCAGGAACCUUUGAAAUUUAAUCUAUGUAAUUCUAAAUACCUUAUGUUUGGUAAAUAUCCUCAUUCAUUGUUAAAGGUAAAAAUAUUAUUAUUUUCUUAUUCUUCAGGUCGUUAAAAUAUUACAAAAAGUUAUUUCUCAGAUAUUGGAACUGCUUAUCAUAUUUAUAAAUUUGAGAAAAACUCAAUCUAUAAUGUUAAUGACAGUGAUGGUAAUCAAUGCACGAUUCGUUGUUCAAUUUUUAACAUCUUUACAGUAUCCUUUUAAUUUAAAAUAGAAAUUAACAUUAUAUUUUAGUUUACUAUUUGGAUUUCGAGAAACAUGCUCAGAUAUUAAUAUUCAUUAACUUGAAAAUUAAAUAGAGGCUAAGAGAUAAUAUAAUCUCAGAUUAUCUGAUUUUUAUAGUAAAAGAAUAUAUGAAUUUUUACAAUUUUAGAACAAUCAAUAAUCGAAAUUAGAUGCAGAAGAAAAAAUGAAAAAUUUAAUUAAAAUUUAAUAAGAUUUUAGAGAUCAUCAAUAAGGUUUAAAAUUAUCUAUAUAAAAUUAAUUUGAUUAUUUGAUUGAAUAAUCAGGAAACAAUUAAAAAUUUGAUGAUCAUGAAGAAUAAAAAGAAUAUUUAGAAAAUAUUAAUGAAUAAAUUAAACUUCUAGGUAAAGAUUAUCUAAAAGAAUAUGGAAUUUAAGUUAAUACUUAAUAAGAUGUAAAUGAAUAAAUAAAUAAUGCAAUUACCUUAGCUUAGUUGAAAUUUUGGAAAAAUAAAUUAAAAGAUGAUCAUGUCUUAAUUAAUAAUAUUAAUGAUUUAAAUGAAUGCAAAAGAACUUAAAAUUAUUUCUAAGAUUUGUUAGAUGUAAAAUAAUAUAAAUUUUUUUAUUAGAAUGAAUUACAAUAAUAAAUGACUGAAUUUGAAAAGAAAUUAUUAGAAGAACAUCCGAUCCGUUCAAAAUCAUAUCAUUUUGUAUCUGAGUAAAGGUUUUAAUUCAAAAAAUAAAUGAAACAUGGAUUAAAAGAGAAAUAUAGAAUAUUAUUUAUUGAAGAUUUGAAAAAAUAAAAUAUAAAAGAGGUUGAAGUUUAUAUAAAUUAUCUUUAACAAAAGAGUUAAAUGAAAAAAGAGUUAAAAGAACUUAUUGAUAAAGUAGAAUAAGAAUCUAAAAGAGUGAAUAUUAGAAUAGAAGUGUAAGAAUAUAAAUAAUAUUAAAUAGAACUCGUUAUUGUUUCCCUCCUUAUAAUAUACUUAAAAUAGGAGAUACAUUUAGACUUGAAAGAGAAAAGUAAUAUAUAAUAAAAUCUAAUUUUCCUUUAUGGAAAUUUUAUUUGAUAAUAGUUAGAUACUUUGCUUGGACAGCUAAUGUUAUUUUUUGGUUAUUUGCAAAUGGAAUAUCUGGACCUUUAGGCAUCAGAGCUUUAUUUUAAUGCAAGUAUAAUAAAUAAAUGUCAUAAUUAGUGUUUUCUAUCCAGAUGUUGAAAUUAAUUCAAGAACAGGUGUAGUUAGACAUACUAAUUAUUCCGUUACACCUGUGGUCGUCCAUAUGGCAAAUGUUUGUAAAGGCAUGAAUUAAUCAAGAAGAGAUUUUGAAAAUUCACCUGAUACAGGUUUCUUUGGUAAAAAUUGUGCUAGAAUAUGCAAUUAUGUUGAAGUUUACUUUUUCCGUUUUUUAAUUGUUGGUAUAAUAGGUGUUUUAAUUGUAAUUCCUAUUUUGAUACUUGCCAAUUUUACAAUCUCUUUGGUCUUAGCAUUAACUGCAUGGGCAUGGAUACCUAUUGUAUUAAUUUUAACGUAUAUUCUAUUAAUAUUAACAAUAGCUAUCUAUUUUAAUUAUUUAUUUAUGAUUUUGAUUGUUCAGAUAGGGAAUAAUGGAAUAUAUUUUCAACUCCACUUUGGUUCCCUCUAUUACGGAAUACUUUUGAUUUCAUAGUAAAAGGAGUUUUAAAUUUAAUCAUUAAUUUAUUACUUUGUUUAGUUAUUUUACCUUUAGGUAGUUUAUUUAUGAUAAUUUUUGGACACUUUAGAUAUGUAUUUAGAUCAUUAUAUGAUUGCUUAAUGAUAUUAGUAACAAUAUAUAUAAUAAAAUUUUAGUUUGUGAAAUGUUUAGGAAGAGUUCCUGCAACAGAAAAUUGGUUAGCUUGGAAAAUAUCUGGUCCAGGAAUUUCUAGACAAUAUUAUUUUACUGUAUAUAUAUAAUAUAUAUAUGUAGAUUAAAAAUGAAGAGGUAUUAAUAUUGGUAGCUGGAAAAUUAGAAAAAUGUAUAUUAACUGAAUAUUAGAAGAGAGUUGAAGGAGAGAUCUAUGCUCCUUAAAAAUAAGUAUAAACUGUAAUGAAUAACUUUUUUUCUGUUUUUGGAGUAUAAGAAUGUUUUCAUAUUUAGGCUUCUUAUAGUUUUCAUGAUAAUGGUUGUGAUAAAUUAAAAUAUAGUUUAGAUCAAUAAAUUUGUAAAAGAAUUUCAAUUCUACCAUCAAUUUCUAAUAAUAUAAGAUUCAAUGAAUCUGAAUUAAUUGUGAUUAGAAUGCUGAUAAAAUAAUUUAUUAAGAAUUAGAUAAAUCUUAAAGACAUGAAAAAUUAUAUUUGGAAACAUUUUUAAGUUUAGAAAGGAGAUUAUAAUGAAUUAACAUCAUAAAUAUUGAAAGAAUGUUUUGGUCAUUAGGUUUUAACACCUUUGGAAGAUAUAGAUUUAAGAUUUUCAUUAGUAAUUAUUAAAUUUGUUAUCUUAGUAAACAGAUGAAAAUUAUAGUCUAUCUAAAAAGAUAUCAAAGGCUUUGGAAGGAUAAGUAAAUUUAAAUUAACCAACAAACUUUAUUGUAAAAUCAAAUAGUGUUUCAAAGAAAUAAAUUAUUACAAAAUAAUUUUUUGAGUUUUCAGGAGUACUAAUUAAAAUAUAAAUAGAUUAUAUCAGAAGUAUGGGGUUGUUAAUCAAUAUAUUAAACUUGGUCAACAUUAGCAGAUAAAUCAAAAAGAUUUUAUAUCAAUUAUUGCUUAAAUGCAAAUUAAGAAGCAUGA
Molecule: messenger RNA, 3416 nt
Organism: Paramecium sonneborni
Lineage: Eukaryota; Ciliophora; Oligohymenophorea; Peniculida; Parameciidae
Source: the annotation of a GenBank genome assembly